AUGGAUCGCCCCAUUUCCACUCCAGAAGAUCCCAACGAUAUGCAAAUCGAGAAAUGGGAUCGAUCCAAUCGCAUGAGUCUGAUGAUCAUCAAGCGCUCAAUUUCAAAGAUGUUUCAUGACUUGAUACUCGAGAGCACGAACGUUAGAGCACUCCUUAAGGAACUAGAGCAGUGCUUUGCUAGAAAUGAAAAUGCAGAGGCAGGAGACCUUUUGACUAAGCUUGUCACUAUGAGGUAUACUGAGAAAGGCAACAACAUAAGGGAAUAUAUAAUGGAAAUGGCUAGUCUAGCUGCAAGACUUAGAACACUGAAGUUGGAGGUUUCUGAAGACCUUCUUAUACACUUUGUUUUGAUGUCUCUUCCUACACGAUAUAACCAACUUAAAGUGUGUUACAAUACUCAGAAAGAAAAAUGGACUCUAGUCGAACUGAUUUCUUACUGUGUGGGAGAAGAGGAACGGUUGCGGCGGGAAGAAACCGAAACUGAUCGUUCAGCAUCUACCUUCCAAGGCAAGGAAGAAAAAGAGGGAGCGGGAAGACAUUGGAGACGCGAAGGCUAA
Messenger RNA from Momordica charantia (bitter melon), 558 nucleotides. RefSeq lists its product as uncharacterized. The record is from RefSeq and is a predicted model, not a curated record. NCBI's taxonomy places the organism in Eukaryota, Viridiplantae, Streptophyta, Magnoliopsida, Cucurbitales, Cucurbitaceae.